ACAUUGGCUAGGAGCUCGUGUCACUUUUUUUUUUUUUUUUUGCUUUAUUUUUCUUGCUCGUAGCAUUAUUCAUAUAUUAAUUUUUCUGCCAACAUGGCCUGUGAGCAAAUUAGCUACCGUAAAUCAACGAGGGUUGGGAUUAUCGGGGCUGGUAUCAGCGGCAUCGCUGCUGCUAAACAGCUCUCCCAUCAUAAUCCCAUCGUUCUCGAGGCCACUGAUUCAAUUGGUGGCGUUUGGAAACAUUGCUCAUUUGCUUCCACUAAGCUCCAAACUCCUCGAUGCGAUUUCGAGUUCUCGGAUUACCCUUGGCCUCAAAGGGAUAACUCCACUUUCCCUUCUUAUCUUGACAUCCUCCACUACUUGCAUGCUUACGCUACACACUUUGAUGUGUUGAAGUUUGUUAGGUUCAAUUCCAGGGUGGUUGAGAUUCGCUACAUUGGCGGCGGCGACGGCAGAGAAACCACUAACUUGGAUGUGGCGGCUGGACCUGGAGAGUUUGGACCUCUUUUGAGUGGCCAUCCUGUCUGGGAAGUCGCUGUGGAAACACAUCCAUCAAAAACUGUAGAGAGAUAUGGGUUUGAACUACUGGUGGUAUGCAUAGGGAAAUAUGGGGAUAUACCGAAAAUGCCAGUUUUCCCUCCCAAUAAAGGCCAAGAAGUUUAUGGUGGUAAAGUUAUGCACACCCUCGAUUAUUCUAAGCUCGAUAAAGAAGUCGCCCGAGAGUUGUUGAAAGGCAAGAAAGUCGCUGUCGUUGGCUAUAAGAAAUCUGCCAUUGAUUUAGCUACUGAAUGUGCCCAGGCAAACCAAGGAGCAGAUGGACAACCUUGUACAAUGGUGAUAAGGACACUACAUUGGACGGUUCCAGCUUACUGGAUUUGGGGUUUGCCCUUUUUCUUGUUUUAUUCAACAAGGUCUUCUCAGUUUCUCCAUCAAAGGCCAAACCAGGGGCUGGUCAGGAAUUUGCUUUGCCCUCUUUUGUCUCCUGUGAGAAAAGCAGUCUCCAAGUUCAUAGAGUCUUAUCUGGUGUGGAAGCUUCCAUUAGUGAAGUAUGGACUAAAACCAGACCACCCCUUUGAGGAAGAUUAUGCAUCUUGCCAAAUGGCUAUCCUGCCUGAAAAUUUCUUCUCAGAGGCAGACAAGGGAAAGAUCAUGUUCAAAAAAACACCCAGAUGGUGGUUUUGGAAUGGGGGACUCGAAUUCGAAGACAACACCAAGUUAGAAGCCGACGUGGUGCUCCUCGCCACCGGUUUCGAAGGCAAAAAGAAGAUCCAAGACCUGCUGCCUCAACCCUUCUCGAGUUUAAUAGUCGACUCGUCGGGGAUCAUGCCCUUAUAUAGGGGCACAAUCCAUCCAUUGAUCCCAAACAUGGCGUUCGUGGGGUACAUCGAGAGUGUUUCGAACCUGCAGACGGCUGAGCUAAGGUGCAAAUGGCUGUCGAGACUGGCUGAUGGACUGUUCAAGCUACCUAGCAUCGAGAAAAUGCUAGACCAAACCAGCGAAGAAAUCGAGAUCAUGAAGAAAACGACUCGGUUCUACAAGAGGCAUUGCAUUUCUACAUUCAGUAUUAACCACAGUGAUGAGAUUUGUGAAGAGAUGGGAUGGAAAUGUUGGAGGAAGAAUAAUUGGGUGUUGGAAGCUUUCGCUCCUUACAGCAGUCAAGAUUAUGGAGAAGAAGACUAGUUAAAAAGAAAUAUUUUGAUUAAUUAGCUAAUGAAUAAAGCAGUAUAUCUAUAGAUAUAUGAUAAUUUGCCUUGUUGUAGUGACUAUAAAAUAGUUUUUCAUCCAUCUUCAUGUAUGAUUUGCUGAUUAAUAAUGAAAAAGUUUAGAAUAAA
Messenger RNA from Gossypium arboreum, 1832 nucleotides. RefSeq names its product probable flavin-containing monooxygenase 1. Bases 94 to 1680 code for a protein of 528 amino acids. The record is from RefSeq and is a predicted model, not a curated record. Lineage: Eukaryota; Viridiplantae; Streptophyta; Magnoliopsida; Malvales; Malvaceae. The transcript is spliced from 4 exons. Gene Ontology annotation, molecular function: N,N-dimethylaniline monooxygenase activity; flavin adenine dinucleotide binding; NADP binding.